GUAUAGGAGCAGCAGGAGCAGCAAUAAGAGCAGCAGCAACAGCAGCAGCAGCAGCAGCAGCAGCAGCAGCAGCAUGUCUUUCACCCAGGCCCCCUACCACAAUCCGCUUGUUCCAUUUUCUGGACCUAUCCACGGUGGACUUAAGGAUGGACAUGAGAUCACUGUCAAUGGGUCGGUCCUUCUUACCGGUGGGAAUAGAUUUUCUGUGAAUUUUCAAUGUGGAUUCACUGGAAACAACAUCGCAUUUCAUUUCAACCCUCGGUUUGAAAAUGGUGGCUUUGUAGUGUGCAAUACAAAGCAAUUUGGUUCCUGGGGGCCUGAAGAGAGGAAGAUGCAGAUGCCUUUUCAGAAGGGAACACCUUUUGAAAUUCGUUUUCAGGUCCAGAAUGAAGCCUUCAAUGUGUUGGUGAAUGGGAAUCAUUUUGUUCAGUACCUGCACCGGAUCCCUUUCCAACAAGUGGACACCAUCUCGAUCGAGGGCAUAGUGCAGGUGUCCUACAUCAACUUCCAGAACAGCAGAUGUGCUCCCAUUCAACCUUCCUGCUUUGUCGUGCAGCACACAUUGACAGCACAACCUCCCUGUAAGCCAAAAGGGGGCAAAAUCAAACCUCCAAACUAUGCCUGGCCACCUGCUCCCUCUACUGUCAUCACUCAAACUGUUUACCCUGCCAUCAAUUCUGUUCCACCGGUACCCAGUGCACCUGCUUUACCAAACACUAUGUACACCAGUCCGUUGUAUCCCUUACCUUUCUCUACAUUGAUCCCUGGAGGACUCUACCCAUCCAGGAACAUCAUCGUCUCUGGCAGCAUCCUGCUUACCGCUGACAUGUUCACAAUCAACCUGAGAUGUGGGAAUGACAUUGCCUUCCAUCUGAACCCACGAUUUAAGGAGAAAGCUGUGGUCCGGAACACAAAGAUUAACUACUCAUGGGGUUCUGAGGAGCGUAGUCUGCCCGGUUUUAUGCCCUUCAUCCAAGGUCAAGGCUUCACGAUACUCAUCAGGUGUGAAAUGCACUGCCUCAAGGUGUCCAUCAACGGGCAGCACCAGUUUGACUACAAUCACAGAAUGAAAAAUUUAGGCUCUAUCAACCAGUUGGAGGUGUCCGGGGACAUCCAGCUGACCCAUGUACAGGUCUAAGAAAGGACCUUCCACCCAAGUGUCCUAGCUGAAGAUGUCUGAAGACAGCCAGCUGAUAAUGAAGGCCUUCUCACUCAGGUGUUCCAGCCUGAAUCUUUCUUCUCUCUCCCCCAUCAUCACUAGCUGAUUAGACUCUAAGCACCAAGCUUUCCCUCCACCCCUCCAAUCAGGGGGGAAUUGGAGUAAAUUGCUCUCCUCUCUGGGAGAAAGUAGAGAAGGGACAUAUUUUUGUUUCCCCUGGGGUUCCUUGCCAGUAGGAUGGAUAACUUCCUGAGGAAGCAUUGUUUACUUCUCAACUAUGAUGGAACCGAGGGCACCUUCAACCUGGUUGAUGUAGCCUCAGGUGUGAUGUUUUGAUAUUUUGAUGUAGAACAGGGAGUUCGGAUAUCACCACUCCUCUCAUUCCAGAAUGAAGCCUGUAUCUCAGCAUAGAUUUGAGGUUCCCCUCUUCCUCCUGUCUCCAUCUGGAGCCAAUUACUUCUCUCCCCCUACCCCGUUCCUCUGCAAUGGCCCGAUUAACAUCCCCUUUGCCCUCCUUGGUACCUCUAAGAACUUGGACAUCCUCAGUGCUUUGUUACAUGCCCAGAGAUUUCCCCAUUCCUUGUGAAGCCCUCUUCCUGAGGGAAUACUCUCUGAGAAGCAGGAGCCUGCUGUAGCCUCCUGCCCUCUCCACCUGGGUGACUCAAGCCACCGUAGCCCAAUCUCUGUGUCUACAUUUUUUGAAUAAUGUGAAUUUGCUUAUUUUUUUUUUAAUACAGCCCAACUCCUGCUGUUGGAAUCUGCUUCCCAAAAGCAGGGGUCAUGUCUCACCUAUAUUUUGUAUCUCUCCGCUUCCUAACCCAGUCAUACCCACACAGAAGGCACUUAAUAAAAGUUUGCUAUGUGGUAUUGAGCUCAGAA
This is a messenger RNA of Sarcophilus harrisii (Tasmanian devil), 2038 nucleotides long. It is a transcript of the gene LGALS9, whose product is annotated as galectin 9. Gene Ontology annotation, cellular component: cytosol; nucleus. Gene Ontology annotation, biological process: negative regulation of CD4-positive, alpha-beta T cell proliferation; positive regulation of gene expression; negative regulation of type II interferon production. Lineage: Eukaryota; Metazoa; Chordata; Mammalia; Dasyuromorphia; Dasyuridae. The coding region runs from base 74 to 1138 and encodes 354 amino acids. The transcript is spliced from 11 exons. The record is from RefSeq and is a predicted model, not a curated record. Gene Ontology annotation, molecular function: galactoside binding; carbohydrate binding.